Molecule: messenger RNA, 1533 nt
Organism: Acaulospora morrowiae
Lineage: Eukaryota; Fungi; Glomeromycota; Glomeromycetes; Diversisporales; Acaulosporaceae
Source: the annotation of a GenBank genome assembly
AUGUGGAAGUCUUUGGCACGGGAGGCUGGUAUUGCCGUGCCAUCCAACGCUUUCUCGAAACCACGUUCACAAACAACUAUUAACGAAGCGAGCAAAUGUUCAAAAUGUGGUGAACCUCGUACUUCUAUUGGUUGGUGUAAACCCUGUGACACAGCUAGAUUAAAGGCACAAUUUGGCAACUGGACGAGUGGCAACGAGGAACUAGAUAACUUCAUUAAGGAAACUCAAAUCAAUGCAAACACUCCCUUUGAUUAUAUCCGAUGGAUCCCCUUCGAAAGCUUUGAAAACUUGGAGUUUAUUGCGAGAGGUGGUUUUGGUUCGGUCUAUUCUGCAAAAUCCGAAAAUUGGGGAAAGGUGGCCUUGAAGUUUCUUGAUAAAGUUGGAGGUUUAACGAGAGAUUUUCUUGAUGAGGUUCGAUCUCACCACAGAUGUAGUCUUGGAUCUGGUAUUAUCGACUGUUAUGGUGUCAGCAAAGAUCCCGAAACAGAUAGAUAUGUGAUGGUAAUGAGAUAUGCGGAACAAGGAAGUCUACGUCGUUACCUUACUGCCUAUUUCUCAGAAUUGUCUUGGGACGCGAAAAUUGAACUGUUCGAGCGUAUCGCUAAAGGUCUUCGAGGAAUUCACGAGGCCGGUUUGGUGCAUCGCGAUUUCCACAGUGGAAACAUUCUAAGACAUGAGAAGUUGGUUUAUGUCACCGAUUUGGGAAUGUGCCGUCCGGCGGAUGAAUCAGUAGACGUUCAUUAUGGUGUCCUACCGUAUGUGGCUCCCGAGGUCUUAAGAGGUUCCCCUUACACGCAAGCUGCAGACAUAUACAGUCUAGGCAUGAUAAUGUGGGAGAUGUCAUCUAACGAACCUCCAUUCGCCGACCGAGCUCAUGAUUACACUUUAGCCCGCGAGAUUUGUAUGGGCCUAAGGCCUCCAAUCAUUUCCGGUACACCCAAAGGUUAUGUGGCUGCGAUGCUUCGGUGUUGGGACGCAGAUCCGCUAAAGAGACCUACAGUGAACGAAUUAUUAAGUGUCUCUUACAAAUGGCGUUACCUAUCAGAUGGUAAAGCACCUUUCCAAGGUCCGAAAACCAAAAAAGUAAAAACCAGUCAUAUUCCCAAGGCGAUAUCUACUGGUCAGCACCCCCAGGCUUUUUACACGAGUAGAUUGUUACACUAUCCCAAUCUUCCGGAACCAAUAAAUUCCGACUUUUACACACUUUUUGAUUCCGAAACUGGAGAAUUACACAACAUGGUCCGAAAGCAACCAAACAAGAGGGAGCCCACGAGAUCAUCAACAAUGACGUCAGAAUAUUCGUCGCGAUCCACCACCGAAAAAGGUAAAGAAAAGGUCGGUGAAGGCAAUCCACCUGGUCAUCGAAGAGAAGCUAUAUCACGAAGUAUGACCAUGGGAAAAAUCGAUAAGGAAAUGAUUGAUAAAAUAAGGGCCGAACGUAAAAAAUUGUCGCAAUACCGAUGGUCAUCAAUCAUCAACGAAGUUCCUCAGCAAGUUGAAUUAUCAUCCUUUGAUAAAAUUCACAAAGAUUAA